Molecule: messenger RNA, 4902 nt
Organism: Caretta caretta (loggerhead turtle)
Lineage: Eukaryota; Metazoa; Chordata; Testudines; Cheloniidae
Product: zinc finger protein 385C
Cellular component (GO): nucleus
Molecular function (GO): zinc ion binding; nucleic acid binding
Source: RefSeq, a predicted model, not a curated record
CAGCGGAUUCUAACCCGGCAUUAAGUGUGCUGCUGAGGGUGCAUAACCUGAAUUCUAAUCAUGUUAAACUGACGUGACUGAAGGAAAUAAAGGGCUGCUCUGCCGUCCGCAGCUCCAGCUGGAUCAUCGGGCUCCAUGUACGACCCGCUGCCGCUGGAGAUGCUCAAUUAACGAUGAUCCUUAACGAGGAGCGCUGAUUAACAGCACCGGAGGAGGCAUUGUCAGGAGCCGAGAUAUGAAACGACCGCUGAGCCUGCCCCACUCCGCUGAGAACAGGACCCACCUGGCCGAGACGGCGGGGAGCCAGUCGGAGCAGCGCACGAAGCGGGAGAAGAAGCACCAGUCGUUCACUCUGUGCGAGGUCUGCAACAUCCAGCUCAAUUCGCCUGCCCAGGCACAGAUACACUACAAUGGAAAAUCCCACCAGAAACGCCUCAAGCAGCUCAACAAAGGGAAGGUGCCAACGGGCCAAGGACCAUCUGGGCACAGCAGCCCCCUCCUAGCAUCGCUGUCUAUUCCUGGGCGACCCCUACACCCGCCACUGGACAUCAAGCACUUCCUGACCUUUAGACUCAAUGGGACGUCCCCGCUCAACCUGUUCCCCAACUUCAACACGAUGGAUCCCGUGCAGAAGGCCGUGAUCAAUCACACCUUUGGUGUCCCCUCCCCGCUCAAGAAGAAGCAGUUCAUCUCUUGCAACAUCUGCCACCUCCGAUUCAACUCCGCGAACCAGGCGGAGGCGCAUUACAAAGGCCACAAACACGCCCGGAGACUCAAAGCCAUAGAAGCUGUGAAGAACAAACAGAAAACAGCAGUGGCCACCAGCCGGGACAUCCCAGCAGACUUCCCUGCCACCCUGGACGUCAGCGGGGAUCCCCACAGCACAGUUCAAGCCAACGGCCUCCUGGGGCUGAAGGAGCCGGACGCUGAGCGUAGCAGCCUCAUGCUGACGCCCACCUCGGAGGAGUCCUCAGCCGAGCUGUCCGGCAGCGUCCCAGCCCUAGUCUCCCCGCCUGUUUCGGAGCUGUCAGAGGGCCCUUCGGAUGCCGCCAGUGUGGCCUCUUUGCCAGCGCCGGGAGCUGAGACGCCAGCCACUGAAUCGGGCAGCAGCGUCGGCUCAGCCCCUGACCGAGAAAAGGAAGGGAAGAAAAGCAAGCAGCACCUCUACUGCCCCACCUGCAAAGUGACGGUGAACUCGGCAUCCCAGCUGGAGGCUCAUAACACAGGGGCCAAGCACAAGUCUAUGCUGGAGGGUCAGACCACCCAGAUGCGGCGGGGCCGGGGCAAGGUCAUCCCCAGGGCGGGGCACAAGUCCAAAAGAAUCGGCAACAAGGGCAGCAUCCACAUCCAGAACAAGGCAUUCCGUUGCCAAGUGUGCGAGAUCUACGUCAACUCAGAGACCCAGCUCAAACAGCAUGUGAGCAGCAGGAGACACAGAGACAGGCUUGCUGGGAAGCCACCCAAGCCAAAAUACAGCCCGUACAACAAGCUCCAGAAGAACGCUGUCCUCGCAGUGAGUAUUCUGAAGUCCAAGCUGGCUUUGCAGAAGCACCUCACCAAAACCUUGGCCACCCGCUUCCUCCCAAGCCCCCUCACCACGGCAGCCAUGUGCGCCAUGCCUGGCCCACUCACCCUCAGACCAGCCACCGCCCUCUUCCAGGCCCCGCUCCUUGGACCAGCGCUCUUCCGAACCCCGGCAGGUCACGUCCGCACCACGCCCGGCCCCAUCGUCUUCGCGCCCUACUAGAGCCUCGCGCCCUCCAAGGCUCCGUCUCUCCCGGACGCGGCGAAGAGCCCGGGGAGCUAUGCAGCAAGGGGCAGCACUACUGGACAGGGCUCUGUUCCGAUUGAAGGCAAAUGAUUCUUUGUAACCGUUGAUCGGCGGUCGGGGGGGGUUCUUUCACUCCCAGCGGGUUCUCACUGGGCUAGGAGAUUCCCCAUCUGACUGCUCUGCCAGGCCUGGCUGUGCCCCCGUUACCCACGCCCAGUGCCCCAGUCGGUUCUGCCACCCACUCACUCAGUAGCUCUCCAAAAACACAGCUCCAUGUCUGGUUUGAUUGGAUUCAGUUAAAGGGACAGUGCCAGGAUCCCCUAGGCCCAUUGAUGCCCAUGGCCAGCGGGUGCCCCUCUUUGGCUAGUGAGUUUUUCAUUCAUCCCCUUCCCAGUGAUUCAUUUAAACCAAACCAGGGAAGGGGCCUGGCUGACCCUCUGGAAAGGGAGGGCCUUUCUCUCAGACUUGCUGGUUCAGAGCCAGCCCAGGUUCCUGGCGACCCCCAGAUCAUAGGCCCUGCUGGAAGGAGUCUGUGGUGGAUCUCAGGCCAGUUUCCAGUGGGAGAAACCUCCCCAGCACAAAUUCCACCUGUAGCAGGGAGGACACAGCCUAAGCCCUGCGUGGGACAUGAGGCACGUAGGCAGAGAGCCGCGUGGUGGAAGAUUGCCCUUCCUACUGCCUGAGCCAUCCUGGAUCUGAGGAUGCAGGGAGUGUUACUCUCCAGCUCCUCUGGUCUGGUCCAUUUCAGCAGCAGGAAAUCCAGAGGAAAAAUUAACAAAAACAGACACCGGCAAACAGGGACAGCGUUUUCCCAUAGAACAAACAGUUGAACCCCGGGGCUCCUUGGCAGCAGAGACCUCUUUGCUGCUCACUUCAGAAAACACAUUAUCAUCCAACGCCGGAAGUGCAGCGGAGGGCCACUCAAAUUGGAUAGGAGCGUUUGUCUAGAGCAGUGUUUUUUAACCUUUUUGUAAUUUGCGGACCCCUUUGGAAAUGAGAUAUAGUCUGAGGAUCCCCAGGGGUCCGUGGACCACAGGUUGAAAACCACAGGUCAAGUGGUUAAACAACAGGACUCCUGGAUUCUCCUCCCAGACCUGGGACAGGGUGUAAGAACAGGACGUGGGGAAUCAGGACACCUGGGUUCCAUUACCAGUUCAGCUACGGCCUGGAGUCAACUGGUUAGAGAACGGCCCUUCUCCUUGGCAUCUAUUCCCAACUCUGCCAUUCACCCCCUUGCACCACGGCGCUUCACCUCUUAGUGCCUCCGUUUCCCCCAAUUAAGCAGGGGAUAGCUCUGUCCCUACCUCGCAGGGAGGCUGAGUGAAGGUUCAUAAAGCAUGUUGUCCUUCCAUAGCGCCUUUCCUUGGAGAGCUGCAAAGCAUUCCUACUGUUAACAGGCCAGCAGACACAAUCCAGUCACCCAGCCCCCUUGAAACUAGGAGCUUCCAAGGAAACUGGGAGGAUUCCCUGUUCGUUCAGCCCGACAGCCCAGAAUCAAAGAGCAGGUUCGUUUAACAAGCCCGUGGCGUUGUCCCUCUUAUGCUCUGAGUGCAGCUUGCAGACCGUGGGGCUCCAGGGCCCACGCUAGGCAUUACGGGAGCAGUGGGUUUGUUUUUCACUGUGUUAAAAGACGGCGCGAGGACCUGGUCUGAACAGUCACCGAGCCGCUCUGGGCUCCGUAGCGCGCUGUAAAUAGAAAUAUGCAGGAAGGUUGCGACCCGCACGGACCUUGUGCCGGAGUGACCCCCCCGUCCCGAUCUAUGCAAAUCCGAACGGAGCAGCCCGUCGUCGUGGUAGCCGGGCUGCGUCCAGCGGCGGUGCCCGCUCUGUGUGUACAGCGAGGAAUGUUGGUCGGAGCAGAAACUGAACCACGCACCUCCGUGAGAGAGCCCCCUGCUCCCCACUGCACAGGCUGUGGGCCCCCAGCGGAGCUGCCCUCCGAUUUGGGCAGCUCGCAGUCCCCACGCACAAGCACACCUGUCCGAUGACUGAACUUGAACACACCAGCUGUGUGGCAGGAGGCAUUUGGGCAGCACAGGGAGGAUCCUGCCGCUCCCCCCCACACCCCCCACCACUGGAGGCUGAACACGGUUUCCAAACACCAUGGGGCCGUGAGAUUGUCACUUCCCCAGAGCUCAGGGGCAGUCCCUGGGUGCUUUGGGCAAUACGGGUCUGUGUGUUUCAUGUCCCCGAUCCACAGAGGAGGUGGGUCGGUUAUAGCUCAAGCCGGAGCAUUGUGCUUUCAGUGCUGGAGGUCCCCAGUGCAAGGCCUGAUGGUGCUGUCCCACAACCCCCUCCCCCUUGGCGUGGUCACCAGCGGGGUUUGACCUGGGGCCGACAGCACCACAAUGCAGAUUCCUACCGCUUGAACGGGCAGUAGUAGUGGGUUGUUAUCCCCUAUAGGCCCAGCCCACUAGAGGGGGCUGUGCUAAGAGCUCAGACAGCGUAUUACAGGAGCGCACUACAGGGGGACAUGGCAGCUCUCAACACGUGGGAUAUGCCGGGGAGACUGUUCUCCCCCUCCCCGCUUGGGCGUGCAUGGAGCUGGUGCAGGAUAGACUGGCCUGCCUGGGGUAAACCAGAGUCAGGCCUUGGGGCUGAGAACUGGGAGAGCCAGCCCUGGGGCUGGGGGGAGGGGCACAUUUUGAUGCCAGUUUUUCUGGGCACCUGAAGGUGAAACCUUGGGGGGUUCUUUUUGGGGGGUUUAAAUGUGUCCUACGGAGCUUUGCAAUAACCCCCAGCGCCAGCCAGCUGUAGGGGACCAGCUCCAUCCCUUACAGCCUCAGGGUGGGCGAAUCCUCCGCUAGGCGUCCACAAGGGAAUGGAGUCCCAGUGGGGGCUAGACCCCCCCCCAGAUCACAGGAGCCCCUUUCAUAAAUCCCAUUGCGGGGGCGGGGGCUGGUGGUGGGAUGCCACUGGGCAACCCGUCCCCUCACGAAGCUUUAGAUGGGGAGAGGGAGGGAUCUGGACACCUCUGUGUGAUGCCGGUCAUCCCCUAAUGCCAUCAGCCCCCAGGUAACCUGGGACUUACCCUGGCACCGGCCGUCCAGCCCCGCAGCAGCCUCUCCUCCAUCUGCCUCUAGUUGGGUUUGCUCCCUCCCGCCACCAUCCUGCUCCAGCUCCGGUCUCCU